Molecule: messenger RNA, 504 nt
Organism: Pollicipes pollicipes
Lineage: Eukaryota; Metazoa; Arthropoda; Thecostraca; Pollicipedomorpha; Pollicipedidae
Exons: 4
Coding region: 1-504 (167 amino acids)
Source: RefSeq, a predicted model, not a curated record
AUGCUGGCCGGGCUGGCCGAGCAGGGCGAGAGCUCCGCGCAGGAUUCGCCGCUCUCGCGGGCGAGCACGCGCCGUCAGUCGCACCGCAUCCGCCGCUCGCUGAAGGAGACGCCGCCGGCGCGCAGCCGCAGCAACUCACUCCAGCCCUCGCAUCUUCAGAACGGUAACCAGCCGCCAGCCUUCGGAACGACCGCCCACAAGGCCUGGGUGGCCCCGUCGUUUGGCGGCGGCUCCUCAUCGGCAGAGCCGGCGCGCGACGCUGAGCGCGGCGGCCACACCAACCCCACAUUCGUCAUCACCGAGGAGUCAGACUUCGAGUCGGAGACGGCCACGCCGCCGGGCAGCGGCCGGAGCUCGCCAGAUUCGACCGUCUCGGCGCCGCUGCCGCUGCGACCGGUGCCGACCAUCUCGGUCACGGCGGACGAAGAGGAGCCGGCGUCGUCGGCCGUGACGGAGGAGAGUCCGCCCGACGACACGCCAGAGGUCUGCGUCAGUAAACUCUGA